CAGAAGUACAGUGAGUGCAGGACACACAGUGCUCUCGCUUUAAACUUCUACACCAACACUACUUAGUCCUUACACAGAAAGAAGAGCGACACCCGGCCAGGACUCUCCGGGGAUUGGCUGUCACCCAGUGACGUCACGAAAGGGUGUUAUUAAAGACAGCGAGGAGGGAGAUUGUUGUUUCAGAACUAAUAGUGACAGCCAGCAGAAGCGGCACAUCCCGGGGCUAGCGCUGCAUCUCUCCCUCACUGUCCCAGCAGCAGCAAAUGACCGACACAGGGCAGCAGCAGCAGAGUCUCACCUGCGGGUGACCCCGGCACGUUCAUGAGGGGAAGCAGCACCUGCAGCGCUGGGUGACAGUCUCUUCGCAUUACAGGAAAGUUAUCCACAGCGCUAUGGAUCUGAACACGACGCUGAGCACCAUCGCCCCCAAUACCACGAUAGCCGUGGACGCCAGGAUGGUGGGCAUGGGCAUACUGAUGUCCGUCAUUGUCCUGGUCAUUGUGUUUGGGAAUAUCCUGGUGAUCAGCGCUAUCGCCAAGUUCCAGAGACUCCAGACAGUCACCAACUACUUCAUCACCUCCUUAGCCUGCGCGGACCUGGUGAUGGGGCUGAUAGUGGUGCCAUUCGGGGCCAGCUCCGUCAUAAUGCAGACCUGGGUGUUUGGGAACUUCUGGUGUGAGUUCUUCACCUCAGUGGACAUUCUGUGUGUCACAGCCAGCAUAGAGACCCUGUGUGUCAUCGCCGUGGACAGGUAUUUUGCCAUCACCUCUCCAUUCAGGUAUCAGAGCCUGCUGACCAAGUGCAAGGCCAGGAUUGUCAUCCUCCUGGUGUGGGUUGUCUCAGCCCUGACCUCUUUCCUCCCCAUUAACAUGCACUGGUACCGGACUGAGGAGGAAAAUGCAGUUAAGUGCUACCAAGAGGACAACUGCUGUUACUUUUACACCAACCCUGCCUAUGCCAUAUCCUCUUCCAUCAUCUCCUUUUACCUGCCCCUGGUGGUCAUGAUCUUUGUCUACUCCAGGGUCUUCCAGGAGGCCAAGAAACAGCUGAAGAAGAUUGACAAGUGCGAGGGAAGGUUCCACAACCAAAACAACCAGCAGGAUGCCAAUGGUAAGCUUGUCAACAGGAGGACAUCCAAGUUUUGCUUGAAGGAGCACAAAGCACUGAAAACACUGGGCAUUAUCAUGGGCACUUUCACCUUGUGUUGGCUCCCCUUCUUCAUAGUCAACAUUGUCCAGGUGAUGCACAAAGCUGUCAUCCCUGUCGAUGUUUACACCUUCUUGAACUGGGUGGGCUAUGUCAACUCUGCUUUUAACCCACUCAUCUACUGCAGGAGUCCAGACUUCAGAUAUGCUUUUCAGGAGCUGCUAUGCCUGAAGAAGGGGGGCACCAAGCUCUACACCAAUGGAUAUCCCCAGAGCAAUGGGAACAGUAUGUACAAUGAAGAAUCUGAUCCUGCUCAAAUAGGCAUAGAGACCUCUAACGAGGUCUUUUUUACAGAGGUGAAAUCUCCAGAUGAGUCCCUACUGAGCUGUGAAGGUCCUGUGCUAGACCAUCUGCCCACGAACCGCAACACGCACGAUGAUUGCUUGUUAUAGGAUUGUAGGAACAUUUACAACAAACUGGAUUGUUUGCAAUACAAGGGUCAAACAUAUAUUUUUAAGGUACUGUAAGAAAAAAAAAAAAGGAAAUGAAGGUCUUUAUAUUAAAGUUAUUUCUUGAAAUUUGGGCGGUGCCCAUGACUCGCAGGAUGUAUACAUUUUAUUAGGCAAGUGUUUCUUUCUGUAUAGUUUCACUUCUUCUUAAAUUAAGGUAAGAGGACAUUCACUAAAACAUUAAGGCUUUUUUUUUUGUUGUGUUGCUGUCUUGUCUGUAUGGCAAAACACAAACAAUAUCUACCUCAUGGACCUAAGCAAAAGAAAAAAGUUUGUAUUUGUGUUGUACUGUUUGUUAUGUAUGUUCUAUUUUGGUUGUGUUUUGUUUAUUCGUUUAUUUGAUCUCUUGCAUAGAUUAUAUUUUUGUGCCCUUUUAAGUCUUGUGACUGCAGAAUGAACACUGCACUGCUGGGGUGGCUGGGUCUCCCCAGCAGUGCCUGGGUUAACUUGGUAGAUGUCAAUUCCAGAUGUAUAUUUUGAGACAAUAAACAAAGUAGGAAGAUAGUGUAAGAAUUUUGUGAGCAGGGGCAUUUCUAAGUCCUAGAUCUAAAAUCCUUUAACCUCUUUGUCAUCCCAGGUCACAACUUGCUACUAUACUGCUGCCCCUAAUAAUUGAUACAUACACUGUGGAUGUGUAAUUGACCUUCAUCAUUUCUAUGGAGAAUGAAGGGUGUUUAAAAGUUAGGUUGAAUUACUUAAUUUUAGAAGUCCAAAGUCGGUAUGGAGAACCCAUCUCCUUCAUAACUAGAGACCAUAACAGUUGUCUUAGGGCCACCCAUUAGUAUGUUCCUUGGUAGCCCACUUUAGUAGCCACAUCACAACCAGUGCUGCAAGUAGAUAGAGAAGAACAGAUGUUCCCACUGCCAGCUCCCAACUAAGAACUGCUCUGGAAGUUAAUCAAUUAUCUCAGGCAGCCCUGCUGGUUCAGGCAGGUUCCUGACUAGAGAUUUGUCACCAAGCAAUUUCUCCUUCCUCCCAUUCUGUUUAACUAACUAUAGAUUUAAUUGGGCUUCUCUAAAAACGUUUAAGCAGUUAGUAAUAGCAAUCCAUAGGCUGGAGCUCUGUUUUCUCAUCCUGUGCAUGGUCAGGUAACAGACGUGUCUCAUUAAAUAAAGAAGAGGAUCUGUCUACCUCUUGCCUGGUAGAAUGCAGAGUUAAUCAAUGACUGUACCUGGGAAUAAGUACAUAGGAUGAUUUGUCCAUAACGAUUUACUGGAAUAAAGGUCCCUAGGGGGAGAAGGGGGAGCCCUGGUGAGUGAGGGUUAGCUCUACUGGCCAGGAUACACUCACACUGACUGAGAAUGGCUAUGACAAGGUAUUCCUGUCCACCUCACCACAUGCAGGGCCAUCUGCUGCUCUUUUGCACAUUUCCAAGCCGUACAGUAUUGUAUGUUGCUCGCAUUAAAGGUCAUUGUACUAUAA
Messenger RNA from Pseudophryne corroboree (corroboree frog), 3077 nucleotides. It is a transcript of the gene ADRB2, whose product is annotated as adrenoceptor beta 2. Gene Ontology annotation, molecular function: beta2-adrenergic receptor activity; norepinephrine binding. NCBI's taxonomy places the organism in Eukaryota, Metazoa, Chordata, Amphibia, Anura, Myobatrachidae. Gene Ontology annotation, biological process: negative regulation of smooth muscle contraction; norepinephrine-epinephrine-mediated vasodilation involved in regulation of systemic arterial blood pressure; adenylate cyclase-activating adrenergic receptor signaling pathway. Bases 393 to 1598 code for a protein of 401 amino acids. The transcript has a single exon. Gene Ontology annotation, cellular component: plasma membrane. The record is from RefSeq and is a predicted model, not a curated record.